Molecule: messenger RNA, 1616 nt
Organism: Lactuca virosa
Lineage: Eukaryota; Viridiplantae; Streptophyta; Magnoliopsida; Asterales; Asteraceae
Source: the annotation of a GenBank genome assembly
UCCACAUCUCUCUCUCUCUCUCUCUCUCUCUCUCUUUUCUUGAAAACUUGCACAUCUCCCCUUCACCACCUUCCUCCACAUCUCUCUCUCUCUCUGCCGUUCUCUCUUCCCAAUUUAUCUCUCUAAAAGAUCCUUCGAAACCCAGCUAGAUUUCCCCAUUUUUGAAGAAACUAAGAAAAACCCAUAUCGGUAGAUUGAUUGUUAGAUUGUGUAAAUACAUAUAAACACAGUACAGAUGCAUUGAUGAGUAGGGUGUCCACCGGAAUGUUAUAGCGGGGGGUGGUGAAUGGGUUGUGUAAUUUCUCAUCUCAGUGCGAAAUUCGCCUUCUUUCCUCCGUCUCCGCCUACCUAUCAGAUCAAGAAACGAGACGACGGUAAACUAACUGCUAUAUACACAUCCUCCUCCAUGCCGCUGACAUCGGCUGUCGGAGCCGUUGAUGAUGGCGGUGGUGGCGGUGGUGGUUGCUCGUUUGAUGUGUUGUCGCUACGCACUAGAAGAGGCAACAAGAUUGUAGCUUUUUAUCUUAAGAAUCCAUAUGCGAAGCUCACACUGCUGUAUUCUCAUGGAAAUGCUGCUGAUUUGGGUCAACUCUUUGACCUCUUUGUUCAACUCAAAGCAAAUCUCAGAGUCAAUCUUAUGGGAUAUGAUUAUUCAGGCUAUGGUGCAUCAACUGGAAAGGCAAGUGAGCUGAAUACAUAUGCAGACAUAGAAGCAGUAUACGAGUGUCUUCAAACGGAAUAUGGAGUCAGCCAAGAAGACUUGAUUCUUUAUGGUCAAUCAGUAGGAAGUGGGCCCACAUUGCAUUUGGCUUCUAGAUUGCCCAGGUUAAGAGGCGUUGUUUUACACAGUGCUAUUCUUUCUGGCCUUCGUGUUGUCUGCCAUGUCAACUGCAUGUUUUGCGUUGACAUUUACAAGAAUGUUAACAAAAUUCGGAAGGUGAAAUCCCCCACACUUGUGAUACAUGGCACCGAGGACGAUGUGGUAAAUUGGCUACAUGGAAACAGGCUAUGGAAGAUGGCUAAGGACCCGUAUGAACCCUUAUGGAUCAAAGGAGGUGGACACUGCAACUUAGAAUUAUACCCUGACUACAUUCGUCAUCUUUACAAGUUCAUAUAUGAAAUGGAGAUCAUGACCACAAAAACUCGUCUUUCAAAGAUCAAAUUAUCAAAAAAGACAUCAUCUGCCUGUCGUUGUUCUUCUUGUUGUAUAAAAGUCGGGCAGCCAAGCUGGGGCUGCCCGAAAUGCCCUAAACCUCGUUGCCCGGAGUGUUGUGGCCUGCCAAGUUGUUGUUUGAACUGGAACAGUUGCUGUUGCGGGUGGGUGAAACCGAAAUGCCCGGAUGUGAAGUUACGUAAAUGCCCUUCGUGUUUCGGAUGUGGAUGUUUUACGUGUUUAGGGAAGUGUGUGAGGUGUUCGUGUUGGUGAUAUAGGUUUCGGGUGGGUGUGGGUAUACAUGUUAUGUUAGGAUUACGAGAAGGGAAGGUUAUAAUCGUAAUUUAACGGUUUGUAUAGAUUUUCUACGGCUCGUGAACAAGUGCAUGAAAAUGGCGAAAACAAUAGGUAUUUAGAGCUUUGAUGAUAACUCGGUUUUCUCUAGAUUUCUUUCUAUUUUCUU